This is a messenger RNA of Colletotrichum siamense, 555 nucleotides long. RefSeq lists its product as uncharacterized. Gene Ontology annotation, biological process: SRP-dependent cotranslational protein targeting to membrane. The transcript has a single exon. Lineage: Eukaryota; Fungi; Ascomycota; Sordariomycetes; Glomerellales; Glomerellaceae. The record is from RefSeq and is a predicted model, not a curated record. Gene Ontology annotation, cellular component: signal recognition particle, endoplasmic reticulum targeting. Bases 1 to 555 code for a protein of 184 amino acids.
AUGCCGACAUACAAGAACAGCCAGGAAUGGCUGCAGCAGUCAUCGCUGCUCCUCCAAGCUCGUCCAGCAACCGUGAGGCCCUUCCCCUGCUCUACAUUUCAAGUCUUGCAGACAGCCCCGACUAACCCGUGUGGCGUUGCGCGACCAUCGACCGCACAGACUAGAAUCACAACCAAAUACUCGAUAAAGGACGUCAAGCCUAGAAAAUCAAAGGCGGACGGCGAGCAGGACAGCACGAUGCCCGACGCGGUGACCGCCAAGCCACCAAGGGGCAGCCUCGAGAUCAAGACAUACGACCCCGUCAGCGGUGUCGCGCUCAAGUACAGGACGACCAAGGCUGCUGAAGUCACACGUCUCAUCAAUUUGCUGGGCUCCCUGGGCCGCACCAUGGCGACAUCCAAGGCCCCCGCGGAGGUCAAGGAUGAAGCCGUGGCUGAUACUCCUGCUGAGGAGAAGGGCGUGGGCGCGGCUGAGUUGAAGAGUGGCGCGCAGGAGAAGCCUCAACAAGCUGCGGGUGGCAGUGGUGGAAAGAAGAAGAAGAAGGGCAAGAAAUAA